This is a messenger RNA of Poeciliopsis prolifica (blackstripe livebearer), 5784 nucleotides long. RefSeq names its product protein EFR3 homolog A-like. Gene Ontology annotation, biological process: protein localization to plasma membrane. Lineage: Eukaryota; Metazoa; Chordata; Actinopteri; Cyprinodontiformes; Poeciliidae. Gene Ontology annotation, cellular component: plasma membrane. The record is from RefSeq and is a predicted model, not a curated record.
UCUAGCUGGUCCUAACUGAUUCUAACUGGUCCUAACUGGUUCUUCGGGUCUGCCGGGUCGAGUCCGGACAACAUUUGGGCCGAACCUGAAGCUUGAACUGUUUCUGAACCAGAAGGUGUUUGUUUAACGUUGAAUGCAGCAGGCAGGCGGAGCGGAGAAAAACUGACAGGCAGGAGAAGAGGAGACGAGUUUCCUGAAGGUGAUCCAGGCUCCAGACUCUCGGAACCCGGAACCAGGCGAAGCGGAGCGGCGGCAGGAGAAGCUAAUGGAGGCUAACUGACGGGGCUCGGCUGGACGGUCUGCGGUACUUUAGCUCCACGAUGCCCGUCGGAGUGUGUGGCUGCUGCGGGCCCCUGAGGCCCCGCUACAAGCGUCUGGUGGACAACAUCUUCCCAGAGGAUCCCAAAGAUGGCCUCAGUAAGUCGGACAUGGAGAAGCUGACGUUCUACGCCGUGUCGGCGCCGGAGAAGCUGGACCGGAUCGGGGCGUACCUCGCCGACCGGCUGAGCAGAGACGUGGUGCGGCAUCGCUACGGGUACGUGGUGAUCGCCAUGGAGGCGCUGGACCAGCUGCUGAUGGCGUGCCACUCCCAGAGCAUCAAGCCCUUCGUGGAGAGUUUUCUGCACAUGGUGGCCAAGCUGCUGGAGUCCAGAGAACCGGACCUGCAGGUUCUGGGAACAAACUCGUUUGUGAAGUUUGCCAACAUCGAGGAGGACACGCCUUCCUACCAUCGCCGCUACGACUUCUUCGUCUCCCAGUUCAGCGCCAUGUGCCACUCGACUCACGAAGACCCGGAGACCAGAACCAGGAUCCGAGUCGCUGGGAUCAGAGGACUUCAGGGAGUCGUGCGGAAAACUGUGAACGACGAGCUGCAGGCCAUCAUCUGGGAGCCUCAGCACAUGGACAAACUGAUUCCCUCCAUGCUGUUCAACAUGCAGGACGCCGAGGACCUGGACAGGUCGGGGCAUCCCAGCACGCCGUCCGUGUCGGGUCAGGAGGGCGAGGAGAACCCGGCGGUUCUGGCCGAGAACUGCUUCAGGGAGCUGCUGGGCCGAGCCGCGUACGGAAACAUGAAGAACGCCGUCCGGCCCGUGUUGGUUCACCUGGACAAUCAUCACCUGUGGGACCCGAAUGAGUUCGCCGUGUCCUGCUUCAGGAUCAUCAUGUUCUCCAUCCAGGCUCAGCACUCGCACCACGUGAUCCAGCAGGUUCUGACCCACCUGGAGGAACACAGGAGCACUCCGCGGGUCAGAGCCGGCAUCGUCCAGGUUCUGCUGGAGACGGUGGCCAUUGCUGCAAAAGGAUCUGUGGGUCCGACGGUCCUGGAGGUCUUCAACACGCUGCUCAAACACCUGCGGAUGAGCGUGGACUUCGAGCUGGGCGACGGCUCCAGGAGGAACUCCGGCAGCAGCAUGUCGUCAUUGCACGGCCGGGAGAGCGACGAGCGCAUCGUGCAGAACGCCAUCAUCCAGACCAUCGGGUUCUUUGGUGGAAACCUGCCAGAUUACCAGCGAGCCGAAGUCAUGAUGUUCAUCAUGGGGAAGGUGCCGGUGUACGGGACGCCGUGCCACACCUUGGACACGGUGAAGAUCGGGCCUCAGGGAACCAAGAGGAUCCAGACGAUGCUGCUCAGUUCCCUCAUCAUGGUGACCUCUGGGUUCAAGUCCAAGUCCAUGUCGGCGGCGCUGCCUCCUCCCUUCCUGGACCCGCUCUUCUCCAUCUCGCUGAUGGAGGACAGCGAGUUGAGGCAGCUGGUCCUCGAGAUCCUCCACAACAUCAUUGAUCGCCAUGACAACCGCGCCAAGCUGCGCGGCAUCAGGAUCAUUCCCAACGUUGCAGCUCUGAAGAUCAAAAGGGAGAAAAUAUCCAAACAAGAUAUUGCGUUCAUGAAAAAGCAUGGCCAGCAGCUCUACCGCCACGUCUACCUGGGCUGCAAAGAGGAAGACAACGUUCACAAGAACUUCGAGCUGCUCUUCACCACCCUGGCCGUCCUGACCAUCGAACUGGCCAACGAGGAAGUGGUGAUCGACCUGAUCCGCCUCGCCAUCGCGCUGCAGGAAAUGGCUCUGAACAACGAGGAGAACAUGUCCAUGUUCAUCCGCUGCGGCAUCAUGGCGCUGGUGGCGGCGUACCUCAACUUCCUGAGUCAGAUGAUCGCCAACCCGCCGUUCUGUCAACACGUCAGCAAGGUGAUCGAGCUGAGAAACAUGGACGCUCCGUACCUCCUGCCUGAACACAUCUUCAGAGACAAGUGUCCCCUUCCUGAGGCUUUGAACAAAGACGACAAGCCGCUGUAUUUCCAAACGGCGGGCAUGGCAGAGUCCCUGGCAGGUCCAGGAUACAACGUGGAGAGGUUGUCCAUCCCUUACAUUCCCCAGGUCACAGAUGAAGACCGUAUGAACCGCAGGAAGAGUUUUGUGGACGCCAUCUCCCUCCAGGUGGACAUCAUUUCCAACAGCCUGCCAGACAAGCAGUCGGAGCUGGCUGAGGAGAUUACGUUCGAGACUCUGAAGAAGGCCAUCGAUACGACCGGCUUGGAGGAGCAGGAGAGGGAGAAGAGGCGUCAGGUGAUGGAGAAGUUCCAGAAAGCUCCGUUUGAGGAGAUCGCUGCUCACUGCGAGUCCAAGGCCAACUUGCUCCAGGACCGCCUGGCUCAGAUCUUUGAGCUCACCAUCCGGCCGCCGCCCAGCCCGUCCGGCGUGGUUUCCAUCUCGGCGGGUCACACCCAGCAUCCGUCCAUUCCCGUCUACGAGAUGAAGUUCCCGGAUCUGUGCGUCUACUGAGCCGCUUGGACGUCAACGAGGGCAACCUCCGCUUUUCCUCCAAUCAGCACGCCGCCAGGCGGCAGGGAGCCAAUCAGAGACUCGGACAUGCGGCGGGCUGAACCGGCCGCACGUCGUUUCUCCGAUUCACGUCCCUGAACCCAACGGUCAAAUACAACAAAACCAGAACAAUGCAAACCGCUUUACGCUCCUUGUUGAUGUCGAUGCUUAAGCUUCACGCUGUGUAGAAAAACUAAACGAUCCUGUUGGAUCCAAACCGCCUGCAGGUUUUACCAGCUGAUCGAUCGUCUGUGUUGACUCAGAAAAACACGAAAAGCAAUCAGUUCAAACGGCUCAUGGUUGGUGAAACGGAUCCAGCUUUUAUUCCUGAAGCUUUUUAAGGAUUUGAAGAUGAACAAAAUCAGAACUUUUACAAUGAUUCUUGGAUUAAAAUUUGGCCAAAUUUGAAAUGUUAGUAUUUGUUCAAUCCAGGAAGUCGGUGAAAUGGGAUUUUGUCUGGCAGAUUUUCCAGGAAUAACUUAGAAAUAAACUCAAUUAGUUCAUUUUUCUGAAGCAAAGUCGAGAACAAAAUGAUAAAAAUGUUCAGUUUUAAAAUGACAUGCAAGUAUAAUGAAUAUAGUGAUGUUAAAAUGAAUGUAAUUCCAGUUUAAAUCUGCCCUCUGUGUUCAGACACAAAACAGCCACUAGAAGUGUUGGUGUGAAAUCCCUUCAUAUUUAGGUUUUUAAGGAUAAAAUAAAACCUUUACAUAUUUCACUGGUGAAAUAUGAUGAAAUAUUUUAGGUCUGAUGGAAGAAAUAUGUCUUUGGAUUUUAAUGUUUGACCAAAAUAAGCAGAAAAGCUUCAACAUUUUGCAUCAUUAAGCAGAAUUAUCAAGAAUUACAGAUUUUAUUAACCUGGAAAUAAAAAUCCAAUAUGGCUGCCACGUAUUUAACCAAGUGGAAGCCAUCAUUCAUUUUUUUCCACCCAUCGCCAUCAUGCAGUUCAGCACAGGAACCACAGGGGGCAGCGCAUCACUAUUUACGGACUUAAAGCUUUAGCUUGGUGGCUACUGCCUGACCAGCUAACUGGCUAAUGAUGCUACGGCUCUACCGAAGCGUUUACUUCUAGUUCUCGGUUCACCAGGCGAGUUGGGAUUAAAACAUCUGGAUUAUUUCCAGAUUAUAAAAUGUGAUCAACCCUUUAAAUCAAAGAUGCAUCGAUAUUCCUGGAUCUUCUUACAGCUGGUUUAAAACGCUGGAAAAUCUUAGAGGUUGUUGUCAUGGCUGCUAAACCCAAGAGUGUAAAGUUUUUCGAAGUGGGUCGGUUCUGAGUGUGGAGGUUCCUGAGGUUCUGGUCGGGCUGCAGCUGGUUCUGGUUACCAGAACAUUCCUCUGGUCUGAUCAGACAUGAGCAAUCGAUCCGGGGCGCAUCCAGCUGGAUCAGAACCGAAUCGUUUCUGGUGGUUCUGUACGUUGAGCUCGGAUUCCUGAACAGUGAAAUUUGAUGGUUUUUAUUCACCAACCUGAGCCUGUUAAAGCAUUGGAUUCAUUACUUUAACUAGACCCAUACCAGCAGAACAUCUGUGGGAACGUAUUCAGAACGAACCGCUGAGUUCGGGUCCAAAAGAUGGAAACGGAUUAACAUGGGAGUUCCUGAAGGUGCAAUACCAACCAUGACCACUAGGGGUGGGAGCCCUUAUUGACUAAAGUUAAAGCAAAUGAACUGACAGGUUAAUUAAUAUUAAAGUUAAUCCAGUUUAGUUUCUGAAUUAAAUCUAUAGUGAAUAUUUUUCAGUGUUUCUCGACGUUCAGCCUGGUUCUUCUCCACCAGAGGAUUUCCAGAAUCUAAAGUUCUGGGCGGUUUUUACCUGAGAUCCCAGAACUUCAGGUUCGGUUUGUAAUCUGAGGUUCUGGUCGAGGACGGGCUGCUGUCCGGCUGCCAAGAGUUUGAUCACAAAGCAUCGACAUCAGUCUAGUAAUAUUAAUUAGUAAUAAUUGAUCUGUGCAGGUUCGGAUCGUCCACCAGCGUCUGUACAGAAACCUGAUCCAAAGCAUUCAGAUCCAACUGGAGCAAACUGAGCCGUUUGUGAAACCCGAUCCGUCCAGAACCCGACGGUUUACCGCCUGGCCGGGUCCGGCCCGGUCCGGUCCGGUCCGGUCCGGUGACUGGCUGGUUUGAGACGUGGCUGGAAACGUGAUGAAUGUUGCUGACUCAGCAGAUGGUAUAUUUUUGUACAUUUCAUGCUUCAGUUGCUGCCUGGUAGAUUUCAGACAUAUCAUUGAAAAAAAUGCUGAAUCAUUGAAAAAAUGCUGAAUCACCGUUUCUUGUUGUUUGUCGUCGCUUAGCAACUGAAUCCAAUCACGAGUCUGUCUCUAAUCGUAGCGAUUAUUUUGAUGAAAAUUAGCUCUUAUAGAUUUUUAAUUUCGGUCUAAACAUUUUAUUUAAUUGGUGUUUUGGUCAGAAAUCACCAGCAGACCCCCCGGCCCCCCACCGGGGUUCAGAUCACUCUUUGCUUUUUGCACAUAAAGUUUGUCAGUAUUAGUUGCUGAGUGGAGGAGAGAUCAGCUCUGUCAAACCCAAAUGGAUCGCGGUUCCCCUUGUUUGCACUUAAAACUGUUCUGAGGCACAAAAACGGUACGAAUGGAAAAGUUUUUACUCUGAAUGUUCAGCUGGUCGACCUCGAGGCCCGAUUGGACCGGCCUCACUGCGGGACGCCGCCGGGAUGGCGCCGCCUCGUUUCAUGGUCUGGUGCAGCCGUCUGUGUUCUUGUUGUAGAGAAACGUCUCGUCUCUGUUCACCUUCAGAGUUGUUAAUCAGUGAGUUAUGACCACUAGGUGGCGCCGAGGCUCAGCUCUUCCUGCAGGUUCAGGAAAUGAUGUCGUUUUGGUUCAGGGCUCUAAGCUGACGGUGGAUGUUUGGGUUUUCUCUUCUCGUUUCCUGAGCUGCAGCAGAGCCUCGGCGUUUCCAUCACGUCUCACAAUGUGUUGAAAUUUAAGAUUCAAAUUAAAAGUUUCUAUUGAA